This is a messenger RNA of Plodia interpunctella (Indianmeal moth), 1351 nucleotides long. It is a transcript of the gene Pbgs, whose product is annotated as Porphobilinogen synthase. The coding region runs from base 221 to 1228 and encodes 335 amino acids. The record is from RefSeq and is a predicted model, not a curated record. Gene Ontology annotation, molecular function: zinc ion binding; porphobilinogen synthase activity. The transcript has 9 exons. Gene Ontology annotation, biological process: heme biosynthetic process. Gene Ontology annotation, cellular component: cytosol. NCBI's taxonomy places the organism in Eukaryota, Metazoa, Arthropoda, Insecta, Lepidoptera, Pyralidae.
CCGGUCAUUUGGAGAUGGUCAUUAUUGGGGAACUGGAAAUUACAACCUCAAUAGGCAUAAUAGCAGUCAGAUUUGAUUGAUAUAGUAAUUGUCUGCUUACCAUACUGCAUAACUAAACUAAUCAAUCAAAUUGAUGAUCUCCGGAUCGGUUACAUACCCACGUUUCAUAGAGCGGUUCCAACUUCUGUAGUUCUCCACUUUGUAAGUCCACUUUGUCGCCAUGAGUUUGUACUUGAAACCAGAACACGUACUCCAAGGGGGGUACUGCAAUGCUACAUUGCGAAAACUUCAAGAGCCGAAUACAAGUAUUCAGACUCAUAAUGUGAUGUACCCAGUCUUUUUGUUAGAGAAUGAUGAUGCUAUCCAGCCCGUGUCCAGCAUGCCCAAUGUUUACCGAUAUGGUGUCAAUCAGCUGAUCCCGGCUCUGGCAGACUUGGUGAAGAAAGGACUGGAAUCCAUUCUAGUGUUUGGAAUCAUUGAGACACUGCCAAAGGAUGCAAAUGGUAGUCACGCUGACAGCGAUAGUAACCCGGUCAUGAGAGCCCUGCCCAAACUGAAGGCAGCCUUCCCUGGUCUUGUGGUGGCGUGUGACGUGUGCCUCUGUCCGUACACUUCACAUGGACACUGUGGAGUGCUGCAGCCCACUGGGGUUAUAGAUCACGCUGCAUCAGUGAAGAGGAUCGCUGAAGUGGCUCUUUCUUAUGCCAUGUCUGGAGCUGACAUCGUAGCCCCGUCAGACAUGAUGGACAAUAGAAUAAAAGCGAUAAAAGAAGCUCUUUUUUCCACUAAUUUAGGAAAUAAGGUGUCGGUGCUGUCGUACUCGUGCAAGUUCGCGUCGUCGAUGUACGGCCCAUUCCGAGAGACCAUGAAGAGUGCGCCGCUGGCCGGCGACCGCAAGUGCUACCAGCUGCCGCCCGGCGCCGCCGGCCUCGCCGCGCGCGCCGCGGCGCGCGACGUGGCGGAGGGCGCCGACCUGCUGAUGGUGAAGCCGGGGCUGCCCUACCUCGACAUCGUGCGUCAGACCAAGGACCUCCAUCCGCACCAUCCACUGUUCGUGUACCAGGUGUCCGGAGAGUACGCGAUGAUCUCGCGCAGCGGAGACAACAACGAGAUGGAAACCACUCUCAUGGAGAUGCUGCUCUGCAUGCGGAGAGCUGGUGCUGACUGCAUCAUAACCUACUUCGCGCCGUUGGUUUUAGACAUAAUAUCAAAAAGGACGGCGCAUUAAUUAUAAAAAAUUGUUAACGUUUCAUAUAGGCUAAGUUCUAUUUGUAGAUAUUGCUCAAAUGGUUAAAAUAAGUACAUGAACUGUUGUUUUAUUAUUGGAUGUUAUAUUAAAACAUUAUUAUUA